This is a messenger RNA of Mugil cephalus (flathead mullet), 906 nucleotides long. Its product is annotated as endonuclease domain-containing 1 protein-like. The transcript has 2 exons. NCBI's taxonomy places the organism in Eukaryota, Metazoa, Chordata, Actinopteri, Mugiliformes, Mugilidae. The coding region runs from base 16 to 903 and encodes 295 amino acids. Gene Ontology annotation, molecular function: hydrolase activity; metal ion binding; nucleic acid binding. The record is from RefSeq and is a predicted model, not a curated record.
CAGACCUUCUUAGCUAUGGGAUUUUUGGUUCAGGUGGUUUUCCUGCUGGCAAACAUAGUAUCAUCAGCGGUCAGAGGGAGAGUGGAAAGAGAGCUGUCCCCAGAGUGCAGACAGUUCCUCUACAUGGGAACACCGCCGUCAGGACUGGUGCACCACUCCCUCCAGUUUAUUUGCCAGCGCUACAACAAGAAGCCUCGCUACGUGACCCUGUACAACACCGCGGACCGCAUACCCAUCUACUCCGCCUACACCUUUAAACGCACGGACGGCGAGAAGUGUGCGGAUGUACCAUGGAUGUUUGAGCCUCAGCUCUCCACGACCUCUGAAACGGAGGAGAUGCAGCCCUUUCCCCGCGGCUACAUGCACAUGAAUUUCGAGGACGCCCAAGCCGUGCUGGACGACUACACGAACGCCAUCCUUUACGAGAGGGGCACCCUCAACCCGGACGAGCACCAGGACGACCCCGACGACAAGGCCGCCACCUACACCCUCACCAACGUCGUGCCCAUGGUGCCCUACUUCAGCGACGCAGUCUGGAACAGGCAGGCGCACAUCAUCCGCAGGCGGCUCAACAACUACUGCCGCGGGACAGCUUACGUCGUGACUGGGGUCACCACGUCCGGGAAGAUGAUCCGCCGGGACAACAUGAACCGCAUCGCAGUCCCCACCUACUUGUGGUCCGCUUACUGCUGUGUUGACUUUGACCACAACACGCCUUAUAACGAGCGCUACAGGUUCCCGUCCUUUGCCUACUACGCCCUCAACGACCCGGGCACCACCGGGGUGGUGGAAGUCUCCGUCCAGAAGCUGAAGGAGUUCCUCAGGAGGACAACCUACGUGAACCAGAACUUUCAAAUCUUUGUGGGCGACUGCAUCCCGGCAGCGUCCCGCAUGACCCAAUAGGGA